CACGCUGACACCGAGCGAACACUGGGCUCGCACACACACACACACACACACACACAUCCACACAUCCACACAGACAGACGCGCGCACACACGAGCGAGCCUCACGAUAGUACCGACAGAUCCGCGUCAGGAGUACAGCCGAGGAGAGCACACCGAGGCGCAUAGAAGCUUCUUCUGUGAGAGGAAAACGAGAGGAAAACGCAGGGAAGAAAGAAACGGAGGAAAUCCCCCGAAAGGAAAUGCCAAUCGCAGCCGCUGGACAGCCAACGACCCAGGAGCGCAGAGUCUGCCCCCGGCUGCCCUCCACCCCGGAGACUGUCCCCAAAGGGGCUGAUUUAUUCGACGAGGCGGGGGCGGCGGAGUCGGCGGAGCGAACCGAGUACGGGGGCGCAGAGGGGGGUGGAGGACCCGGAGGACUCGGGGGCUACACUUACAGCCAGAGCGGCGCUAGGGGCUUUGUGCAGCCCGGGUCCGCCGACGUCUCUCCGCCGCGGUCCCCGGCCGCGUCCGCGUCCCUUCUGUUCCGCCCCCUUCUCCCCCACCAAAUGGCGAUGGAGCCCCCGAGGACUCGAUCGCGCUCUCGCUCUGGAUACUACCAGCACUACGGUGCUGGGAAUGGCACGGGAUUUACCGGCAGUGGAGUCAUGGGAUCUAACCAUCACCACCAGCAGCAGCAGCAGCAGCAGCAGCAGCAGCAGCAGCAGCAUCAACAACUCCAUCCACAGCAGCAGCAGCAGCAGCAGCAGCAGCACGGUGCCGGUUGCGCACCACUUGGAGCUCACGGCAACCACCCGGAGAACCAGCAGCGAGCCCCAGGAAGUAACACCUCUCCCGGCAUUCAAAGGCUGCCUUCCGUCCCCGGGGCGCACCGCAUCCCGGCGGCAGGGGCCUCUGGCGGAUCGUACCACUGCCACCCAGACCAUGCAUAUGGAGAGGAGAGUGAUAAGAGUGAGGAAAGCCCAAGUCCCAAGCGCCAGAGGCUGUCCAGCCAGUCCGUUUUGGAACAGCUAACCUCAUCCGUCCCUCCACCAUCCACACCAUCUCCCCCCAUCCGCCCCUGGGAGUCAGGGCCCACGAGUCGGAGACAACCUCACCCCCACACACACUACCACCAGGAGAGAUGCCUCACUCCUGCUCGGCACAGACGCAGCCCACCAGCAAGGCGCCAGCGUGGCCGUCUGUCCAGACCCACUCGUCAUUUGCCUCCCCACCAUCACCCCUCCACCCAAGGCCCCGCGCCUCGCCUCUCGUCAUCGGAUCUCCAGGAUGAGAACUACCACCACAACCCCCGUCCCUCCAUGCACCAGACAUAUCCAACACACACGCCCAGCACCUACGGUCAGCCCCCAACAGCUGGCAUCGGUGGGGCAGGGUCAGACGAGCCCAGAGCUUUCCACCCCCCUACCCUGUCGCCACGGCUACUGCAUCCAGCCGCUCACCACCAUCAUCACCUCCAUCAUCAGCAACAGCACCAUGCAGCGCAACAACAGCAAGGAGCCAUGGUCAUGGACCUGCAUGAACAGCUGCAGCAGGGCAGUGUACCAGUCUCCUACACAGUGACCCCGGUCCCUCCUCACGGUCUCGCAGCACCUUUGUGUAGCGGUCAGCACCUCCCCCCUUCCUGUUCCUCACAACAACAGGUCCCCGCCUGCAGUAUGGUCUUCAGCACUGGACAACACUACCACCCGAUGCUGCAGGCUUGUUCAAUGCAACAUUUGCCGGUACCCUAUGCCUUCCCAUCACUGCUUUCCAGUGACCCUCAGUUCCUGCUUCCUCCCCCACCUCACCUCUCUCACCAUGCGCCUCACCUCCCCUCACCCGGGCAGUUCCUGCCUUUCCAGACACAACAGCCUCGAUCGCCGUUACAGACGAUCGAAAAUGAGGUUGAGCUUUUGGGAGAGCAGCUUUCAGUGGGUGGAGGCUUUAGCUAUGCCCACCACCACCACCACCACCAUCACCACCAGCCCCCCUCCACCCUGCCACCCUCCACCCCUCUCCAGUUCCUCUCACACCAUGACCCACUGUCCCAGGAGCUUUUCACAGUGCCCUAUCCCCAUUUUAUGCCUCGCCGAUUCACAAGCAGGCGUUUCCGGUCUCAGCAGGCAGUGCCCCCCUCACCCUACCACCCCAGCUUCCUGCCUUACUUCCUGUCCAUGCUUCCUGUGCCCCCAAAUGUGGCCCCAACUAUCAGUCUAGAGCUGGAUGUGGACGACGGAGAGGUGGAGAACUAUGAGGCUCUGUUGAACCUCGCCGAGCGUCUCGGAGAAGCCAAGCCUCGUGGUCUAACCAAGGCAGAUAUAGAGCAGCUGCCAUCAUACAGGUUCAACCCCAAUAACCAUCAGUCUGAGCAAACACUGUGUGUGGUGUGCAUGUGUGACUUUGAGUCUCGGCAGCUCCUCAGGGUCCUGCCCUGCAAUCAUGAGUUCCAUGCCAAAUGUGUAGACAAGUGGCUUAAGGCCAACCGGACCUGUCCUAUCUGUCGAGCCGAUGCCUCGGAGGUCCAGCGGGACUCUGAGUGACUCGUAUCAGCACCAAACGCCCACAAUCCCUGGCUCCGUUUGACUCCCCUUUGGAUGCACCAACCAAUCAGUGAACUCCUCUCUUUUUAUAAUACAGUAUAAUGCACACAUUCCGCCACAUUACUGGGACCAGUGCUCCUUACUCCUUCACUCUUUGUUCUCUAGGACACUGAACAGUAAAUCUCACAUGGAUCAGCAUUUAGGGGUGUGGGAACUUUUGACUGACUCAUGCUCACACUAUUGCUGGACUUCCUAGGCCUUUUUAGGAUUACUACUCUGCCUUCUGCUCAUGGUUCCUCCUUUCUAUGAAUGGCCUUUGCAACAAAACAAUGUCAUGUGCAGGUAGACAUACAUGUUUUUUUAAAAGUCAUUGUGAACCCUUCAGUCUUCUAUGGAUGGACUCGCAAAAGACUACGUUAAAAAUCUUGGCAGUCCAAAGAUUGUUUUAAUUUCAUUGUUAUUAUUAUGGUUAUAAUUAAGCAUUCACAUCUUGGUUUGCACAGUCGUUUUUAACCAGACUCAUUAUCAUUACAGUCGUACCGAAUCAGUCUUUUUUUGAAUUUGUGUGUUCAUGCAUUCCUUUUCUAGAGAGCUGUGUGUAGGGUGAAACAGAUACUGUACACUGUCAAACAGUCAAAUACUUUGGAACAUAGAACUUUUUUUUCCCUCAAGGUGUGUGUGUGCAUGGGUGUGUGUGUUUCUUCCUGUGAUAUUUAUACAGUUCAUGUGGGUACAGUGCACUGGCUGAAUCCUAAAUCCGGUAUUUUUCCCACUCUGUCAGAUUGAUUAAACUUCAGACCCUUAUAGUUGAGGUUUGCUUGGAGGUCAAAGUUUAGGAGGAGGAACACCUCCCAAGAAAUCAGCAAUGCUGCACAGUGUUUCUUGGUGUUUAUGACACAAACGAUUUACACACUCUUAAUACCUUGGCUCCACCAGUCCAUUCCUGCUAGUCUACAUUGUUCCUGUGUGAAAUGAGUAAAGGCUGGAAGCUUUUGAGACCAAUUGUUUUUUGAUGCAGUAUUUCCUCACCACAAUGAAACAAAUCCUGACCCUUCAUCUGUCUCCACAUAUCCAAUAAGCUCUUCUCUAAGGCACAUUAUGUGAAUACAGUUAGAUAUUACCGACAUGACCAGGUGGAUUAAUCGAUUCUCAGUUCACUAGCUUUCUUUUAGGAAUAAGGCCUUUGAAGACGCGUCUGUAGCUGCCUCGGUACCCGAGCAGCGUUCUGUGUGCUUUGGCAGGUACAGAUGCAAUGUUUUCUCCAUCACUGACGGGGAACAAAUUUAAAGACACUUAUAAGGUCACAGCUGAAUCUACUAAAUUUGACCAGGCAGCAAAUCUGACACUUCAGCACUUUAAUACGUAGGUUUAAGACCUACACACUCUUUUCCAUUCAGGAAACCACUGAUCAGUUUCUCACAGUCGGUGUGUGAAGGUGAGCAAAAAUGUAAAUGCAUUAAAAACCAUAUAUCUCCACUUCAGCUUCUAUUACCUACAGUAUGUCACUGUCAACCCUUUUAUGUUCUCACUGCACAUCUGUCCAUGUCCAGAGUUGUUUUUAAAAAAACAAUCUGUGUAAAGCCUAUGUCAGUUUGUCAUAAGUAACUCCCAAGAUGUUCACCUCGCGCACAGAGCAGACUUCCUAAUGUAUUUUAUCACUAUUUAUCACAAGUGGUAUUUUUGUGUCAACAUGACAACCUAACAUAGGCCUUAGAGAGAUUGUGUUGACAAAAGGGUUGGUUUGGAAAGUUGAUUCAGGCACAUGCAGUCUUACAUCUGAGAAGCCAAAUUGUUCUUUUUUCCAGGCACAAGCUGUAUCUAUCCAGUGUCACCCCAUCAGACCAAUACAUUUGUUUCCGACCGUUUUAAAUCCAGAGUGUGUCCAGGGAGAAUGUUAAUCUCCAGUGAUGUUAGUGUAUAAAGUCAUGAAAUAUCCACGGGAAUGGAGGGAAAUUAUAUUUUGUGUAAUUGUGUUUUUUUUUCUUCUUUGGGGUCAAAGGUCAUAUUUGUGACCAUAUACAUCCAUUUUGUGUCUUAGGAUUGUUUUUGUGUUGGACAGUUUUCUGUUGCUUGGUACACUAGCAAAUACCUCAGUCCCACUAUUUAUGUCUUUUUCAGAAAACGGUGCAACCAGUAUGAUUAGUGCUCAUCGAUUCAUUUUGCUAAUGUUUUCCAUGCAAGUCGUUUGGAUUGUUUGAACUGUUUUUUUCCUUUAAACUCUAUGAAACUCUUCUCAUUAAAAAUGGCAUCAUAGUAGUUUCAUCAUGUAUUAUAUCUGUAACCAAAAUCAUUUGAAGGCCUGUUAUUAUGAUGAUGAAAUUUUUAACAAACAUUUGUACAUUUUGUAAGAGAGUUAUUACUAGUAAUACUUUAUUAAGUAGUGCAAUGAUUUUUUUAAUCCCUUACCCCAUCUUUUGGAUUUCAAAAGCUGGAUCAAUAAUAAAUGUAUAACAUCCUCUUUUAAAA
This is a messenger RNA of Scophthalmus maximus (turbot), 4984 nucleotides long. RefSeq names its product ring finger protein 38 (gene rnf38). Bases 239 to 2518 code for a protein of 759 amino acids. The record is from RefSeq and is a predicted model, not a curated record. NCBI's taxonomy places the organism in Eukaryota, Metazoa, Chordata, Actinopteri, Pleuronectiformes, Scophthalmidae. The transcript is spliced from 13 exons.